AUGAAGUUCCUAAUCGUCUUUGCUCUAAUUGCUUUGUCUAUUCAAUUGGCUGCUUCGGCAACUACAAGUGACACCACAAGUACAACUACAACUACAACGACAACAACAACCACUGAUGCAACGACUACAACAACAACCUCCGCAUCGGCAACAACAACGACAACCGAGAAAACUACGCACAAGAAGAAAUGUUGGAAGGGCAACAAUUGGUGUCACACUCGCAGACCGACCAGGAAGUGUCGCCAUCCCAAGACAUGCCACAAAACCAUCGUUAUAGUGCGCCACAGGAAGGACUAACUCCCAAAGAAUGACACUUUCUUCUUUGGACCAUUAACUAAUUUUAAAUAAAUAACAUUUUUAU
This is a messenger RNA of Drosophila willistoni, 361 nucleotides long. Its product is annotated as protein new-glue 1-like. Bases 1 to 297 code for a protein of 98 amino acids. The record is from RefSeq and is a predicted model, not a curated record. Lineage: Eukaryota; Metazoa; Arthropoda; Insecta; Diptera; Drosophilidae. The transcript has a single exon.